AUCACCAGCAACUUCCUGGAACCAAAACAAAAAUGGAUUACAGACGCACCAAUCCUCUUAAAUACACAUUUGAUGGCCAACUCUUACCCAAAAGUCCUGCCGACGACACCAAUCAUUGCGAACCUCAACGUGGACAGGGCUCCGAGUCAUCCUACAACUCCAGCACAAGCACAAUAGCAGGCCUCCAGGUUGUAGCCGACUCCAUGCUGAGGAUGGAGCUCGCACAGCUGGAAAUGAUGAAGAAAAGAGAGGCUGACUGGUUGCAGGCACAGCUGAGGAGAGCACGGGUGGAGAAUGAGAUUGCUCAGAUGAUGUUGCAGACACAGUCCCAGAUUGCUUCAUUUGUCCAUCAUCAGAAGAAGAACAAUACACGGCCUUGAUAAAACUGUAAUCUGCAACAGAGCAUGUACUAGUUUAUAAUGUUAGAUCUACCAUAAAAAAAUGCGGUUCUAGUCAAGAGCCUGUGUCGAACUACUUUUCAUUUCUCCAUUGAUAAAACAAUAAGCAUAGCCACUAAGGAGAGUGGCAUAUUCAUGGGAUAUUCUAUCCAAUAAUAUACUUAUGUAUGCCUAAUCGUCUCAUUAUUACGGAUGACUGCUUGUUCUCUGUAAGGGUAAAUCCUAUAAAUAGUUCACACUGAAAUUUUAAAGAAAGUCGAACUGAGGCUUCUUUGAAAGAG
Messenger RNA from Andrographis paniculata, 679 nucleotides. RefSeq lists its product as uncharacterized. Bases 33 to 380 code for a protein of 115 amino acids. NCBI's taxonomy places the organism in Eukaryota, Viridiplantae, Streptophyta, Magnoliopsida, Lamiales, Acanthaceae. The record is from RefSeq and is a predicted model, not a curated record. The transcript has a single exon.